UUAAAAAAAAGUUAAAACUCGUUAGGACUUUUCAGUUUUCCGUUAUUUUUGUUUUUCGUAAAUCGUAUUGCUAAUUGCCAAUUGGAAAAUUUAGUUUCGAAAAAUUAUAACUUUUCCAGCUGAAAACCAUUUAAAUUCACCCUGAAACGAUGGCCACAAAACAACAGAAUCAGAAUGCCAUCACGCUCAAAGGAUCUGCAAAAUUAGUCAUGGACUAUUUGAAUUUCGGAAUAAACAGCAUUCUGUUUCAAAGAGGUAUUUACCCGCCCGAAUCGUUUAAAACCGAAGAACAUUUUGGUUUAUCAAUUCUAGUGUCAACCGACGAAAAAAUUCAACAGUUCCUAGAACCCGUUUUGAAUCAAAUGAAAAAUUGGCUGUUAGAACAGAAAAUCCAAAAGAUGUCAAUGGUUAUAUCAAACGUGACCACAAAAGAAGUGAUGGAGCGAUGGGACUUUAAAGUACAGUACGAAGGAUCCGGAGAUCCAAAUCCCGAUUCUGUCGGAAAUAAAGAAUUGUCUACAAUACAAAAAGAAAUAAGGGACGUGCUCAGGCAAAUUUGUUCUACUGUUAGUUUUUUACCAUUACUCGACUGUCCUUGUGCAUUUGAUUUGCAAAUAUACACCAAACCCGACGUCGAUAUACCACAAGAAUGGGCCGAAACGGCUCCGAGUUAUAUUGCUAAUUCACAGGAAUUGCAACUGAGAUCUUUUUCAACUUCGCUGCACAGGAUGGAUACUGUGGUAAGCUACAAAGCCGAUUUCUGAUCGUAGUAUUUCGACUGUAUUUUAUACAUAAACUAAGUUAUUUAUUUUUAUUUUUAUGUAAGUAAACUUUAAUACGAGUCAAAAAGAAAGUGUUUAUAUUUUUAUGUAUUUUUUAUAUUAAUUAUUACCGACUUUCAACUUUCGACUUUGAAAGUCAUGUGUAUUUAUUUUAUACUAUUAUAUUUUAAGCUAUUAAAUUUAGUACAAAAUUGUUUUAUAUAUUAUACUGUAUUAAAAUUGUG
Molecule: messenger RNA, 1006 nt
Organism: Adelges cooleyi (spruce gall adelgid)
Lineage: Eukaryota; Metazoa; Arthropoda; Insecta; Hemiptera; Adelgidae
Gene: mad2
Product: mitotic spindle assembly checkpoint protein MAD2A
Exons: 3
Coding region: 150-764 (204 amino acids)
Biological process (GO): mitotic spindle assembly checkpoint signaling
Cellular component (GO): nucleoplasm; cytoplasm; kinetochore
Source: RefSeq, a predicted model, not a curated record